Messenger RNA from Oryzias melastigma (Indian medaka), 4238 nucleotides. Its product is annotated as tetraspanin-8. The record is from RefSeq and is a predicted model, not a curated record. The transcript is spliced from 9 exons. NCBI's taxonomy places the organism in Eukaryota, Metazoa, Chordata, Actinopteri, Beloniformes, Adrianichthyidae. Gene Ontology annotation, cellular component: membrane. The coding region runs from base 311 to 1183 and encodes 290 amino acids.
UUUGUAUUUUCAAGCUUCCAUUAAAAAAAGUUUUGUUAGCAGAGACAUGCGAAAAACUUUUAACGAUUUACUUAAUAUUUGCUUCAUUUGAUUAAAAAUACAAACAAGCAAAAAUAUUUUAUUAUAUCUAAUAGAUCCCAACAUGGGUCUAAUUAGUUUUAUCGUCAUGCCGACGCGUACUGAUAUAAAAUAAAAUAAAAAAUAAAAAGCUUAGUGGGCAUCCACGUGCAGGUGUAGUUCCAACAUUUCCGAGCGUCCGUGAAGGCCUCCCAGCCAGCGCAUCAGUGACGUGUUCGUGCGGCUGCUGCGGAUGCGGAGCGCGGAUGCCCUUCCAUCCUCCAGCGCAGGUCUGUGGCGGCUCCGGCUCGUUGUCCGUGGGAAAGGGCCUCCGGCGGGCUGUCAGAGCGGCAACAUGCAGAAGAGCUCGGUGGUCGUGGUCGCGGACAAGACGAGCCUGAAGAGGCCGUUCAUUUUUGCCAACGCCGUCCACAUGGCGCUCUGCUUCUUCAUGCUGAGAAUGACCGUGGUUUGGCACAGGGACCUGAUCCAGAAUGGAAAAAUGGUGUCUGGUGUUUCUAUCGUGACGAUGUACGUCAUCGAGGUGGGCUGCCUGCUGCUCUCUGUGAUUGGCGUGUUUGGAGCCUGCAAAGGAAAAAGAUGGUGUUUGAUUUUGUAUGCAGCUGGGAUGGCAGCAGCCAGUCAAACGAUAAUUAUCCGAACCGCUCUGAGCUACCAGGAUGUUUAUGAGAAACGUGUCGUCCGCGAGGAAUCCAAACUACUAGCCAUGAUGCCGCUCAGUGCAACGAGCAAAGCCAAUAGGACGCUACUGUACAGCAUUCAAGAGGAGUUUGAAUGCUGUGGUCUAGUAGAAGGCUACAAAGACUGGGGCUCCUCCAUCCCUCCCUCCUGUAACUGUCAGUAUCCAGGAAAAUGUAUUCGCCUGAGAGGUAGUGCAACUAUCGGGGCUCCAAAGAACCAGUAUGUUUAUCGAGAGUCCUGUCUGCCGAUUUAUGCUUCUGAGCUAAAGUUAGCGUUCUCCUUGGUGAUGGGGAUACAGUUUGGAAGUGGCAUUUUUUGGAUCAUUUUGCUCGUCAUGAGCAUCAAGCUGAUGGGUCAGAUUAAAAGGAAACAGGAUUUUCUGGCUUUACUCCAGUCAAACAGAUAUGUACCUGGUGCUUUUUAGUGCCACUUUGAAGUAUAUUUUAAUACACUUGAAGGUCAAGCAUACCUGGUUUGAACAUGCACAUUAUGCUCUAUGCCAUAACCUUGCUAUUUUGUCCUAUAGCAGUAUAUACUAUGAUUUUCUACAAGUUAAUGCAUGUAAUUAAUGUUUAAAGGUAAUCUACAUGCAUAAAUCAAUACCAUAUAGUAUUGCUGCUGUAAAAAAUAGCCAUUAUAACAAAUUUUCCCAUGUUUAUCACUCAUUUUGUGUUUGGACCAAAAUCAUUAUUUGCUACACACUUGAUUUAGUAAAUUUGAGUAUAAUUUAAGGUUUGAAUCUUAAAUGCAGGGUGUACACAACCAUUUUAAAACAACUCCACCAUUUGGAUUUAGAAAAAAAAUCUAAAAGUAGGUCCAAAUCGAAAUAAUGCCAAACAUAUUUAACAGUGACACAUUUUUCCAGCAAUUGAGGUAAAUUAUCUUAACUUUGCUGUUUUCCCCUUCUAUUUUUUUUAUUUAUUUUUAUAGACCAAUUAGUCAUCUGGAGGCAGUAGACAUUGAAGUUGAAUGUAUUUUAUCAAGAUUUUUUUGUUAACAGACUUCUAUUGUAUAAAAUAAAAAAGGGGAGGAGUAUUUGACCACAAGGGGGCACUGUAAUAAGCUAAAAAGGUUUUGCCAAAGUAUUUCAUUUUGUUUUCUUUUACAAUCUUCUGUGUGUUGAUACAAAACAUGAAGGAUUUCACUCCUUAAGAUUUAUCAAAAGUCUACCAAAGUGUCAUUAUUUGUAUGCACUGGAAAACUACUUAAUUUAUUAUUUUGUAUGAAAUUUAGUUUUAUUAUUAUCUUACCUGUACAGAAAAUAUGUAUUUUUAUGGUCUGGAAACCAGUCUGUGGUAAUAAAGAGACCACUUCCAAAUGUCUGGGGCCAGCUCCAGAUCUUCCAUCCAGCUCCACAUUUCCUGUUCGUGGUUAGGUCCAGUUAAAAAUUAAGCGCCUAUGACAAUUUUUAGAUUUGAUUACAUUUUGCCCCUUUUGCUCGAACAAACCCAGCUCAACUCCCAACACAAUUCAGGUACAAAUUACAUCAUAAAAUGGGUGCAGAUGUUUGUUAAUCAGAUUGAGAUCAAAAUACUGUUUUUUCCGCACUAUAUGGUGCACUGGAUUAUAGCACACACGGUCAAUAAACACUAUUUUUGAACUUACAUCAUAAAUAAGGAGUUCCUAACUUUAAGGAGCAUUAAAUAGGACAAGAGAGUCACAGAUAUGUCCGUCAGUCAGACUUUAUAAACUGCUUUCCCAGAAACCUCAGAGUUUGUUUGUAACACGCUACACGUUAGCCACGUUAAAAGCGUAAGCCGCGUUAGCGUAUUCACAAUACUUGUUACUCCAAACCUUCCUUGCAAAACAAAAAGAAAAAACACUGACACCGCUAAAAAAAAACUCUAUUGUGAAUACUCUAACUCAGAGUCUUGUUAGUAAACACAUAAAAAAAGCAUAGUCCAACACCGCUACGCGUUAGCCGCGUUAGCAUAUAAGCAAUAUCUGUAGCUCCAAAUCUUGUUUACCACACAAAAAAACAGAUUGAUGCUGCUAAAACAAACAUUACUGUAACUAUACUAACUUUAAAUUUUGUUAGUAAAACCAAAAAAAGCACAAUCUGACACCGCUACACGUUAGCCACGUUAGCAUAUAAACACUCAACAUUGUUUCCAACAAGUAGACUAAUGCUACUAAAACAAAUGUUACUGUGACUACGUUAACUCCCAAUCUUGUUAUUAAUACUCAAAAAAACGCUGACACUGCUAAACAAAACUCUAUUGUGACUACUAUAACUCUAAUUUUUAUUAGUAAACACAUAAAAAAAGCAUAGCCCAAUACCGCUACACGUUAGCUGCAUUAGCCUAUAAACAAUACCCCUCACUUCCAAUCUUGUUUCCACAUGUAAAAAAAUAGACUGACAAUGCUAAAACAAACUUUACUGUGACUACGCUAACUCCCAAUCUUCUUAGUAACACACAACAGUAGCAUAAUCUUACAACGCUACACGUUAGCCGCGUUAGCGUAUUUACAAUAACAGCUAACCAAACAUUUUAACAGAGCGUCGGGUACCUCUCAGAAUCACCUCAACAUCAGAACGCAUAACCAGAAUUAAUUCAAAUAUGAAUUGCAAACCUAAGGUUUUUAAGUGUCCUGUGUAGUUCGGACAACACGGUAUUCACGAAGUUCAAACACAUUCUAGCUUUUCAUGUCCAAUUUAUAAAUCCUUAAAAUUAUUUUUCAUGAUGAAACCAGAAAUUGUAAAAUUAGGAGAUUAUUUUUGAUCAUCUAACGUUAGAAUUUUUCUUAUUUAAUUAUCAGCACUAUUACUCCUUGAAAGAUAGUAAUAAUUAUUAUCCUUGAUGUAGCAUAUUUCUCUUAUACUGUUUACAAUUUUACUGGAAUAUAAUCAUAAAGCAAUGUAUUUUCAUGAAUAUUCAGGUCACAUGAAGGAACGAGUCACAUGUCUCCUGGUGACAUGCAAGCGUCUAGACAUCUCCUUAUGCACAUAUGUGUAAAUACAUAUAUUUUAAGUUUCUUUGUAUAGUUAUUGUGAGUUAACUACUAGCUUCUUUGAAGUUGGUGCUUUUUUCUGCACAUUGAGUAGACAUGCAGUCAAUAGCAUCGUGUUUUAAUCCAAGGUUUUGAGGAAAUGUUGGCAAGGCCGCAGCAGAGGGGUCAGUGAGUCUCCUGGAAAGCAAGUCACCCCCGUGUUAGCCGAGACCCAGAAUCCCCCAGCUGACGCCACUCUCACCACAGAAGCCUUUAAGCCACUUUACCUGCGUUAGAACUUGCUGCAUGAGCUGCCCGGCGUUGAAAUCUCUCCUUGACUGCUGCAACGUCAAAUGAGUUUCAUCCGAAAAAGCAAAUCCAGUGUCUACUUGUGCACUUUAACCAUUAAUGCCUGAUAUGCAGUCUGUUCUGACAGUUUUGUUUUUUUGUCAUGCACGCUUUAUUUUAUUUUUCUAUGUAUAAUUUAUGAGUAGGAACUCAUUGUAAAAAUGUGUAAAUAGCAGAAAUAAAGUGUGACUCAUAAAUAU